Messenger RNA from Aspergillus ibericus CBS 121593, 794 nucleotides. RefSeq lists its product as uncharacterized. NCBI's taxonomy places the organism in Eukaryota, Fungi, Ascomycota, Eurotiomycetes, Eurotiales, Aspergillaceae. The transcript is spliced from 2 exons. The record is from RefSeq and is a predicted model, not a curated record. Bases 469 to 630 code for a protein of 53 amino acids.
UUGACCAAUUGCAGUCAAUGCAUUUCGGUGAGCUAGUAUGACGCAGAGACCGCAAUAAAGUUAUGCCUCACUCAGCCGCAACUGGACAGGGGCCAGGACAUCGCCUGAUUUCAAAUCGUCAGAAGUCGUUUAACUGCCGUUCUUUCUUUCUUUCUUUCUUUCUUUCUUUCUUUCUUUUUUCAGCACGGUUGAUGCCACCAGCAUCACACUGGCAGACGAAUUGCGCCGUGGAUAGUCAAUCUGGUUCUGUAGCCAGACGCGUGAAAACACGACACUUUCCAUAUCCAAUAAUAUGACUCACGGGGUCAUGAAUUACUGAGCCCCAUGUCAUGAGGUUGAUGUAUCGUUAGUGCCCGAGGAAGCUUGUUGAGAAGCAACAAGGACCAGGUUGUUUGCUUGACCAGCGCCGCUGUGGCAAUGAUUUCCAGGUCAUCCGAGACCGGAACCCCUUAAAGGGAUGGAAAUUUAAUGGAUUAUGCCGGGGGCAGUGUUGUCGGGAGGCCAUUUUCUAGCGUGCUUCGACUUCAUCUUCCAUGCCGUGUGUUCACCGGAAUCUCCACCAGGAUAUUAGAGUAUCAGGAUAUCAACCAGCUAGACAAUGCCGGUAAGUGGGGUCAAGGAGACUUCUAGAGCAGCAAUGACUGCUCCUUUAUGUCAUGGUAGUCAAACUGCAUGGGUUCUAAUGAGACUUUUUACUGUUUUUUUUUCUUGCGCCGAAAAUCCUGGAUCCAUGGCGCUGGAAUGGUCUUGCUUGAUGGAUGCCUGUUAAUUUCGCAUAAACUUUUUGCAUUUUU